GGACAGAAUUGAGCCACAAAAACGGGGUUGCAAUGAGAAUGUGCAGAAUGCCAUGAAAGAGGCCGAGGAGGAUGUGAAGCCUGGGGAUUCCGUGUCGGCGACGGGAGAUGCCGAUGAGAGGAACGAGGAGGACGCCAAGGAGGGCUCCAGCGCCACCGGCAGUGCCACGGGCAGCGUGGUGCAUAAGCCAAAGCGGAGGGAGCCAUGGACGGGUGAGGCCUGGUCCGUUGAUGAUGGCCUUGUUCUGAACAUGCCCCUCUUCAAGGGCUGUGGCAUUGAAUUCAAGCGCCUGUUGUUGCGGGCCAUCCGUGAGUGGGAGUACCACGACGCCGGCAAGGAGACGUGGUACGACCCGGACUACGACGAGAUUUGCACCCUGGAGAAGUUGCCCAAAGAUCGGCUGCCUCCACUGCACAAGCCCUUCAUCGGCAUGAAGUUGGAUCCCGGAGAGUACAUUGCUCGUGGAGGUGACUAUGAUGACAAGCUCGUGGUCAUCAUCAGAGGCACAGUGGAGAAGCUCGUGGGAGAUGCUCCGCAGGGCGGUCAAUGCAUUGUGCGGACGCUGAAGCGUGGUGACUGCGAGGGCAUCACGGAGUUCCUGGGCGUGGGCUCGGAGCAGCGCACCUGCGCGCUGCGCGCUGGCCCGGAGGGCGCCCGCGUGCGCUUCGUGCAGCGCCAGGCGCUCACGGAGCUGCUGCUGGAGAAAGUCAUCGACGAGAAUGCUGUGCAGCCUGAGGAUCCGGACGACCCCCGAAUCAUGCGGCUGAAGUGGGCUCACGAGGUGGCGUACUUCAACGAGCUCUCCUUGGAUCGCAUCGACUCGCUGAAUCACAAGGAAGCGCGGAACCUCUUGACCUGGAACCCUGGGCCGGUGGAUGGUCCGGACAAGCCCUUGGACUUCUUGCAGAUCCCGGGCCAGUCCGUCUUCAUGGUGGACAAUGCUCUGGGAACAUCCGUCUCUGGUCCCCUGCCAGAAGGUAUCGAGGAAAGAUACUACUUCGACAAGCAGACCAUCCUGCGGCCUGGGGUACCUGGAGAUUGCGCCAUCCUCAUCCUCCGCGGCCAGGUGGAGGCGCUGGUCCCGGAGGGCUGCGCAGGCAACUGCCUGCCACGGGCCUGGGAAGCAGACGAGGAGGAUGCCAUGAAGUCCUGGCUUGGGGAUGGACGAGAUGGCAGAGCCGGGGACAACACCGUGAUGCCUGUGGCAAAGCUGGCGCCCAAGGCGCCGCAGCAAGAGCUUGACGCGGACCGUGAGAAAGUGCGGAAAUACCUGGCGGAGCUUGGCGACAAAACAGCCGAGCAGGAGGUGGCCAUGGUGUCGCUGGUGCUGCCACAGAACAUCAAGAGGGCGAUGGCGCAUUUGAGGAAGGCGGCAGAGGAUGGCUUGCUGGACCUGAGCUCCAUGAAGACAUCGGACUGGCGGUGGCUAUGGGGUGACCGACAGGUGCUGGUGGUCUUUGAUACCUUGGAGCGAGCCCGGCUCCUCAGCUCAUACGGUUUGGAGGUGGCGGAGCAGGUGCGGCUCUUUCUGAACCCUCCGGAGGAGGAGCCGCCGCCGGAGCCACAGGCGGUGCUGGGCCCUGGCAUGCAGCUGGGGCGCCUGGCGCUGCUGGGCGUGCCCAUCGUGCUCUCGGGCGUGGUGAGGGCCAAGGGGCCGGUGCUGGUGGCCAUCUUGCACAGAUCGGUGUUGCUCCAAGCGCUGGGCAACUGCGCUGAAGUCGAGCUCUUCAUGCCCCAAGGGCUGACGAUCCACGACCGCCUGGAGGUGCUCAAGGCUUUACCCUCCACCAAGAACGAGGUCAAGGACCGCCCCUCGCACCUGGGCCCUAUUACCGGGCCGCCCGCGCACAAGGACCGGGGCGACCAAGCGGAGGCUGCUGCUGGUACCUUCGCGGCCUUCGCAGAGCCCAGUGGUCGCUACAGGCAAGUUCCUGGUGCAGAUGCCUUCGAGCACGUGCUGAUGAGUGCGCUGAAGAGCUACUCAGUGAUUUGGGACUUGGUGCAUGAUGCACCUCCUCGCUUGCUGGAUCAGCUGGUGAGGGCUUGGGAGCCUCGAUGGCUACUACCUGGUGAAACCAUUGUAGCCGAUGAGGAGCCGGAAGCAGACUUUGUUUUCGUCUUGGUGCACGGAUCCUGUGUGGUCCUGCUGGAAGAUCGGGAGAUCGAGAACGUGGGGCAAGGAUCUGUGCAGGGCGCUGCCCAGCUACUGGCGCUCAACGGCUGGACGCGCACUGUGCAGGUGGCGCCCACCUGCAACGGGGAAGCCAUGAUCCAGGUGAUGACUCGACAGAAGCUGCUGGACAUGCUGGAUGGUCACCCGCUGCCAAAGGCCCGUCUGCGAGCACUGGAGCAGUCACUCCAAGAGGGCAAGGAGGCAGACUGGCGGAUCCUGAAGAACAUUCCGGCAUUCGGAUCUUGCGCAUACCAGCCUUUCCUCACUCGGUUGCACAAGGAUGCGGACAUUCGCCUCUUUUGCGCCGGCGACAUGGUGGCUUUUGCUGGCGAUGACUCCGCGGCUAUGAUGGUGGUCCUGGCCGGCAAAGUGCGGUGUGAGCAGCCGCAGACACUGUUCUUCGUGGAGCUGCACCGUGGGGAGUGGUGCUACCAGGACAACAUCUUGGGCAACACGCCCACCUUCGGCCACGAUGCUGUCGCGGUGACAAAUGUGUUGGUCCUGGUGCUGUACCGCCACGCCAUGCAGAAUGCAAUGGUGGCCUAUCCGGACACGCGGAAGGUGGUCAUUGCCAACGAGACCUGGAGGAAGCAAACCAACUGCCCAGAUCCGUCAGCCUUGAGCGUCUUUGCCAAGCUUCCCGCUCCCCUCCUCUCGGAUGUGGUGGAGGAAGCAAGGCCCGUGUACUACCGACCGUGCUCGCUCUUGUACUCGCCGGGCGAGAUCAUCGAUGACAACUCCAUGCUAUUUGUGCUGAGGGGUGAGUUGUCCCUGACCAUCAUGGGCAUCGAAGUGCGGCGCAUCGGCGCAGGUGGCCACGUGGGCUUGCAUCACUUCAUGGAGCUCCAGUGCCCAGCCCCAAAUGUGACAAUUCGAUCCACCCAAGCCUGCGACUGCCUGCUGCUACAGCAGUCCACCAUCCAAAAAGCCCUGGAUGACGAACUCAUGGAGGACGACAUGUUGCCGUACACGGCCUCUGUGCGGGUGCUCGAGGGUGGAGAGAUUCUCGAUGCCUUCGGCUUCCCUGUGGGCGACGGAAGUGCCAAGAACGUGCCGGACUGCGUCGAGCAAAGCGAGGUCUUCCGUGCUUGCUCCAAGAGCUUCGUCGCGCAGAUCGCGGAGAUCGUGGAGGAUCUUGCCUUCUGGCCGGGCGAGAAGAUCUACCAGCAGUAUGAAGAGGGCCACUUCAUGUACUUCGUUCGAGCCGGCCGCAUCCGGCUCGAGGUGCUGGGGCGCCGGGAGCCUGAGAUCGUGGAGGCCGGCACCACGUUGGGCGACAUGGCCGUGCUGGACCAGGUGCCGCACUACGUGGAGUCGGCAUAUGCGGAGACCCACGUUUGGGUGCGAGUCUUGCACAAGAAGUUGCUUCGGCGAUCUCUCUCCUCAUUCCCGGAGGAGGAGAGGUCCAUGCUGGGCCAGGUGCAUGCGGCCAACCCAGGCAUCUUCGGAUAAGUCUCACCUGCAUGCCGAGUCUCACCGGGGCAAAGCCCGCUGUUUCACUCCCAGAGCCGUCGCAAACAUCCGCAAGCGACCGCAAUCACCAUGUCAGACGACUGCAAUUGAGUUGUGACGACCCGCAUUCCCCGGUUGUAAGUGCAGA
Effrenium voratum is the source of this 3773-nucleotide messenger RNA. Lineage: Eukaryota; Dinophyceae; Suessiales; Symbiodiniaceae. The record is from the annotation of a GenBank genome assembly.